AUGGAUAUUGAUGAAUCAUAUUUAAGCGGGCAGUACUUAAGUAAAGAUCUAGAGACUGAUGAACUCACUAUUAGGCUGAAAAAUCUGAGUAAAGCUUUGGCGGAGUCUCCACAAAGCCCCACAAGUGUCAAUGGAUUUAAAAAUUUAGCGAACAAACUUAUUGAGAUUUCUGAAAUAGAAUACAGUGAACUUCAGCUAAUAAUAGGUUGCUGUAUAGCUGAUAUUUUAAGAAUUGUUGCACCAAGUCCAAUUUAUAAAGAAAAACAAGUGAAAAAAGCUUUUGAGCUGUUUGAAAGAGUGGCAAAAUUUUUAAAAGACCAUAAUGAGCCCACUUUUGCACAAAUUAUGCAUAUGAUAUCUGUAAUUGGAGAAACAGGGGCAAUGGCAAUUGCAAUAAAAUCAAAAUGCAUAGACAUAGCCAUCAAACUAAUCCAAUCAUUGCUUGAAAAUAUCCCUAAAGAAAUCGGGCAUUCUGAAGAAAUUGCUAUAAGCAUGAUAAUCAUUACAACGUUUGACGAAAUUCACGAUGUAAAAGAAAAUCAAAUAUACCCAGUCAUUUCCUCACUAGCUGACUCUUAUUCUAAAAAGCCAAGAAUGAAGGUAGUCAAAAUGGCUCUGCAAAAUUUACCAUCAGAAAUAAAACAAGCUGUAAAUGAUUAUAUAUAUAAACUGUUUAUUUCAUCAAAAGAAUGCAAAACUGCACAAAUGAUAGGAAGCAAUAAAUUUUCAAUAGCCUACAGACUAUUUAAAAUUAAUUCAGAUUUCAUUUUGACCUUACUAAGCUCUUUAUCAGAGCUUAUGAAUGAUGCAAAAAUUGGAAACAAAGUUAUUGAACUGGUUGGAAAACUAGCAUCAGCCAAAAAAUCAGUCCUCCCUACCUUGCAUUCUCAUUUAUUUAAAGAAUACUUAAAAAAAUUCGAUGAUCAAACUGAAAAUGCUAGAGAAAUCGUUAUAAAUGCAGUCCCAAAAUUUGUAAAAAAUAAUCGAGAUAAACAAGAUUUAAUUGACUUAAUUUUAAAAUGCACAGGAGACCGUCUACGAGAUAAAAGUGACAAAGUCAGAAAGCUAGCCGUAAAAAUUAUUUGUGAAUGCUCUAAAUAUAUAAUUCUGCCUAAAAAAGUAUUGGAAAGAAUAUGUGAACGAAUUAAAGACAAAAAAGAACAAAUCAGAAAUUUAGCAAUAAAAUAUUUAGCUAAUAUAUAUUAUAAUGAAGCAGUUUUUCACUAUGCGUUAAGCCCAUGAAAAGAAAGUGUUUAUUCUAUUAUCCCAAACCAUAUUAUAAAAGCUUAUAAAGAUAUAGGCACUGAAGAAGAUCAAGUUAUUAUUGUUAAUACAAUUGAAGACAUAAUUCUUCCUUUAUCUACACUAAAGGAUAACCAUUUUUUAGCUCUUGUUGGGCUUUAUAAAGAUUUAAGUUUUGAGACUCGGCCUAUAUUCAGCAGCAUUAUUCAGUCAAAGCAAUUUUGAGGAAACAAACUUGCAGUCAUCCUACAUUCCCAAAAUCCAGCAGAAAUUGAAGAAUUAAUUGGAAUUUUUAAUGGACACAUUAAAGAUCCGCUGAGCUCAACCUUAAUAAAAGAAAACAAAAUUCAGCAUAGUUCAGCAUUAAGCAACUUAUUGAAAAAUGAAGAAAUUUCUGACUGUUUUAAAGUCUUAUGUGCUCCAGCUGAUAAUUCAACAAAAUUAAAUGCAAUGGUUAAUUUAAAAAAAUUAGCAGAAAAACAAAGCGAGAGUAUACAAGGGUUAAUCAAUCAAUUAAGAGCAAAAUGUGGAGACACAAUAAUUUGUGCUAAUUAUGUAUAAUAUUUAAUAUAAAAAAGCAAAUUUUUAUGUAAAGUAAAAAUUUAAAAAAAAUUAGGUAAAAAUUCACAAUAAUAUGGAUUAUCUAUGUUGAUAAACAAUGACCCAGACAAUUUGCAGCUUUUAAGAAAUAUCGGCCAAGCCUACGCAGAUAUCGUGAUUCCAUUUAUUCCUCAAAUCCUCGAACUUUUAGACGAAUGUGCUGAUAAAUCUCCACUCCUAGAUUUACUAUGCAGCAUUUUAGGGAAUAUCAGACUCACCCAAAAGCAAAAAAGCGACCUGCAGCUUAUAUUACGCCAAAUGUGUGUAAGAGGCACCGUAGAAGAAGCCAAAGCCGCUAGCAAGCUUGCAGCUACUUCAAUGCCUAACAAUUUUAUUCAGGUCGCUUUGCUUGAUUCUAUAGUCCCUAAGUUACUUGUUACCUCAGAAAACCCAUCAUUGCUUAUCACCCACUUAGCAGCUUUAAGAGAAAUUAUUUUAAAUUGCCCAGACGGAUUUUCUGACUAUAGUAACACCGCUUUAAAAUUCACAAUAAAUGAGCUGCUUGUAAUGCAUUCUCCCUCAGGAAAAGAUGACGAAAUUAUAUCAGAAAUAGCCCAGGCGAAAAUUGAAGGGAUAAGACUUCUGGUAGCAUGGGCUGUACAUGGGAAAUUUGAUGGGCCAGGGGUGAUGAAUGCGCAGGAUAUUUAUAAAAUUUUGAUAAAAUUGUGCUUUAAGCUGGAAAAAUAUAUAAGAAGUUUUAUUGUUAACCCUGGGGAGUUUAAGCUGAAACAUUUGUUUAGCAAAGCUGAAGAAGAUGCGUAUAGGAUACAGGCUUUGAAAGGAAUUUUUUCAGUUAUAAGAAGGAGCGAAAACAAGCAUUUUUUGAAAGCGAAACAUUUGCUGCUGAUUUCUGAGCUGGUUUUUAGUGAAAAUCCUGCGUAUCGUGAUAUGUUGGGAGAUAUAAUGCUGAAAAAUAUAUAUCAAAGGUCCAAGCUUCUUCCACCACUUUUAUCAGUUUUAGGGAUACUUUUGUCUGAUUCUCACAAAUCAAAAAUAUACAGAGAAGCUUUGCUACAAGUAUUUAAAGGUAUGAAAGCAGGAGCUCUUCAGCAGCAAGAUCAAAACAGGCUUUUAAUGUUGCAGCCAGAAAGCUACACCCCUUAUUUCAUUUAUGUGAUCGCUCAGCUGUCACUUGACAGUAAAAUGGCUUUUAAACUUAUAGCUGCUUAUUUAGAAGCUUUAUAUAAAAGUCAUAAAGACAUUGAUACAGAUUAUUUAAUUUAUCUAUUAAAACAGCUGAAAAAAUUCAAACUGGUAGGGACUCAGCCAAAGCAUGAAAUAAAAACUGACAAAAAUUCUAAUAAAAUUGGCCAAGAAUUAGAAGAAAUUUGUGAAACCAUGAUGGAUCAUUUAGUGAAAAACUAUGCGAAUGGAGAAAAUGCAGAGAACGAGCAGAGAAAAAUUCUGAUCCCAAGCACGUAUUUUGUGAAAAGAACAGAAAAUAAAGCUAGACUUUCAAGUCCGAUGGAAGUAGUGAGAAAUGUGGAAUAUGAAGCCACCCCAGCUUCGCUUAAAAGGAAGAGAAAUAACAAUGAUGCUUCUGUGUCAAAAAGAGCUCCAAAAUAA
Molecule: messenger RNA, 3408 nt
Organism: Blepharisma stoltei
Lineage: Eukaryota; Ciliophora; Heterotrichea; Heterotrichida; Blepharismidae
Source: the annotation of a GenBank genome assembly